AGAAGCCAGUGGACUCAGCCACGCCUGUCGCUCCGCGCAGGGCUUUCUCCCCGCUUCAAGGGAGCUGAACGACCUGGAAGUUGUCAUGGCUGGAUUAUAACAAUGAAUAAGUUUGAGGAUCUGCUGAUCUCUGGCACAUCGUCCCAAAUUCGAACAGUGCACAAUGAGACAUCAUGUAGGAAGAACUGUGCACCAGUAUUUUCGCUGCUGAGGAAAAAACUUCAUCUCUAGCAGAUGCAGCCUCUUCUAACCUAAUGCAUGACAAUGGAUCAUGAGGAGGUAUGCCCUGACACUGACUGUGUUUCUGUGCGACUUCAGGAGGACGGCUUGCCGCCACAGGCCAGUGCUGAAGAGAAGCAGCAACAUCUGUGGCAGCAGCUGCGCAAGAGUGAGGCGGAUCUUCAGUCAGCCACCCGGGAGUUGCAGACAUUACGUCUCCAACAGGCGAAUGAGAUGAAGGAGGUGGAGAGCUAUGUUGCACACAUCCGAGGACUGCUGGAAGAGCGUGAAUGCCUGACUGCAGAGUAUGAGAGAGACAAUGAACACCUGCGGCAUGAGCUUCACCAGAUCAAACACCAACAAGAGAGUCAAAGCAAAGAGCUGGCUGAAAUGUUGGCUCAGGAGGACCUGGGUGAGAUGGGCUUGAACAGCCCCAGCGAGCAAGUAGCGUACUUGCUUGUGGAGAGGGCAACACUGCUGGAACGGCUGGAGUCUGCUGAGAGGAGACUGGAGAGUCAGAGUCUCACCAGCAACAUGAAUGAGGAGCGUGUCUGCCAGCAGAUGGGGGAGGAGCUGAGGCAGCAAAGGGAAGACAUACGGAGGACGAUGGACAGCAUGACCAAGCAGUGCUCAUCACAGAGUCCGUGGAAGAAGCUGUUUGGCCUACGCAGGUCUGGUCAGAGCAAACACAAUAUUACCCCUGCCCACAAUGAGCAGAUUUCCCAGGAGCGAGGCGAGCGGCAGCGGCUGGAGCGGGACCUGGAGGAGGCGUCGAGGAGGCUGGCGAUGGCUCAUCAGGAUAUCCGCAGACUCACCAAUGAGCUGGACGCUGCCAAAAACAACAACGUGGACCCCAGUGGAUCUGAGCUUCAGGGAACUGUCCAAGAAGUAGAGAACCUGAAGAAGGAAGUGGACAAACUGAAACACUGUGACAUGAUGAAUUUGCAGCGAGCCAAAGAGCAAAAUGACGUAUUAGACGCUGAGAACAAAGCACUGCGGGCAAGAGUGCUCACUGUGGAGUCUGAAAAGAAGAUUCUCCUGGAGCAGAUGACAAUGAAUGAAACCGCCAAAGAAGAUCAAAUGGACAAGAGUGCAGUCAGUGAGCUACAAAACAAUCCGCCUGCUCUAGAAAAGGAUCCUGUUCAUAAAAGGUGUCACGAGGCGCUGGAAGAUGGCCUCGUGCAGGUGAGAGAGCUGCAGCGACAACUCCAGAGACUCCGCAAGCAGCAGGAGGAGCUGGAGGAGAGGAACGAAGAGCUGGAGGCUCUGCUGGGGGAGGCUCAGAAUGUCAGCAAGGAGGACAGGCAUCGGCACGAAGGAGAAGUGGAGGGGCUGCACAGGAGGAUUAAACAUCUGGAGGCAGAGCUCCGGAAGCAGGAUGCUCAAGAAAAAAUGUUGAAGAAUGGAGAAGAGGCGAAAACAACGGAGUCAUUUUUACAGUUGCACCUGAGAGACAGCAGCCAGGAGAGACUGGCUCUGCUCGAGGCUCGCCUGACUGAGGAGAAGGACUGGAGGAAGCAGCUGGAGUUGGACCUCAGUGCUGCUCAGGCUGCGCUCAAAAAAGAUAAGGAGGCUUUGCAGAUAGGCGAGCGAGAGCUGAAGAAACUGAGACUGGAGGUGAACAGCCUUCAGACAGAAUGCCAGCAGGGAAAAACUCUUAUCAAGAGCCUCACUCAAGUCAAGGGCGAGAAAGCAGUUCUGGAGGAAAAGGUGGCUCAGAUGGAGCGCGCUCACAACAGACUGCAGAACGAGCUGGAAGGCUGCAAGAGCAGCUACCAGAUCCAGGAGGACCUGCGGGGAAACAGGCUUCACUUCGACCAGCUGCAGGAAAGAGAUGAGCGGCUGACUGCCGAGCUCAGCAGCCUCCAGACAGAACACAACACUCUGAGGGACGCCAUGACCUCUGCGCGGCUGCAGAAUGCCGAGCUGGAGGCCAAGCUGAGUGCCAGCGUUCAGGAGAGGCUGGCGGCCGAGGGGGGACGAGAGAGGCUGGAACUGGAGAUCCAGCGCCUCAAUAAGCAGUUCCAGUGGCAUCAAGAGCAACUGUCCUCAACAAAAGAAGCUCUCAGCAGCAGCCAGAAGGCCGAACUGAACGCAGCUCGUACAGAAGCGAGGCUCAGCCCUGUGGACAGGUCCAAGGGAGAGAACAUGGCUCAGGAGCUGAGUCACCUGCAGAGCAGGCUGGUGGAGGAGCAGAAGUUGGCUUCGCAGCACCAAAUGGCCCUUCAGGCUCAGGUCAAUGAAGCUCAGGCACUUAUCAAGUCCCAAGAGUCACUGCUGAACCAGAAGGCAGAGGAGGCCAAACAGAUGAAGCAAGACCUGCAGAGGGCCCAGAGCCUGUUCAACUCUGCCGAGAGGGAGCUGCGCUACGAGAAGGAGAAGAACUUGGACCUGAAGAAACACAACACCAUCCUGGACCAGGAAAAACUCAAGCUCUGUGCGGAACUGAAGCAGGUCCAGACCAAACUGGCGCACGUGGAGCAGAAGGUCCAAACCCAGGAGAGCGAGUGUGAGCGGCAGCAGAAGAAAAUAAGGGAGCUGGAGCUGGAGCUGGCUCGCAACAACACGAACCGCAACGCCACCUCCAGUCUGCAGGAGGACCUGCAGGCGGAGAGGGCCAGGCUCAUUUCUGCUGACAAAAAGGUGGUUGAACUGCAGCAGCAGCUGAAGAACGCUCAACACCAGCUGCGGGUGGAGGAGGCCCGGGCCAGCGAGAGCAGCCGCCUGGAGAGAGACAGCAGGGACCUGUCCGACUCCUUGUCCGCCCUGAGAGCCCAGCAGCAAGAGCAGCACAUCACCAGGAAGCUGCUGGAGCAGCGUGAGGAGGAGCUGCAGCAGCAGGUGCGCUCGCUCAGGCUGAAGGAAGCCUCGCUCAACAGGACAAACACGGAGCUCAGCCACCGUGUCCAGCAGCUGGACGCCCGUCUGUCCAUCCUCGAUGCUGAGCUCGCCAAGGCGAGGGAGGAGACGAAAGAGAGCCAGAGGUCCAGUCACAGAGCGCAGGAGGGUCUGAUGGCCAGUCAGCAGGAGUGUGAAAGACUGCAGGGGGAACUGCAGCAGGCUCUCCUUCAGCUGGAUGCCUACGUCAGGAAGUACAAUGAAAAGCAGAGUCAGCACAAAACCAAACUGCGUCAGGCCAAGCAGAUGUUUCUUAAGGCGACGGCGCAGAGGGACUGCACCAUCCAGAAGCUGGAGAAUGACCUCUCGCUGGCCUCCAGCCUUUCACACAAGGAGAGGGAGCGGAUCCACACAGUGCUGGAAGAAAACGAGAAGCUUCUGGAGGAGAAGCGGGAUCUGUUGAGAAGGAUCAGCGAGGCUGAAGACCUGGGCAGCAAAGGCAUGAGGACUGCCUCAACCGUCCAGCACAGGGUGAACGUGUUAGAAGUGGAGAACAGACAGCUGCAGGACCGGACGCUGAAGCUCUCCAAUCAGGUCAGCUCCUUGGAGCGCGCCCUGAGGAACGUCCAGUCCUACUACAGCCUGGAGAGUGCCAAAAAAGUGCUCCCCUCUGACAGCGUCUCUGACGGCCUCCUGCAAACAUCUGCCCUCAGUCUGACAGCAGGCGCCUGUGACCCGCUGGACAUCCUGGACGCCCUCUGCCGGGUCAAGGCGGCGGAGCACAUGGUGGCGGACGCGACGCGGGCGGCCUUAUCCACACAGCCGCCUCCGGAGCAGGGGUACCUGAACCUGGCCUGCCCCCUGGCUCCUCCAGCCACCCCCAAAGGCACAGAGGAGCGCUCUGGUAGCAGUAACCAGGUAUGAGGAGGAGGAGGAGGAGGACGGCAGGAAAGAGGCAGUCGCUGCGCUUGUUCGCAACAGAAAGCCACCAGAUGGGAGCAGUUAUGGAAGUCCAAGUAUUCACCACUUCCUCCUCAGACAGAGAUCUGACCAGGAGAACGAACAAAAGCCAGUAAAAUGCAAAUAAUCCUUGUCAAAGGACAGUAAUAAUGAACGGAAGCUUCCACUGCAGUUCUGCUCAGGGUGUCUGCGUUGUAGUCUGAAUAGGGGGGUUUUCGGCUUGCACUGUAUUUUUAUCACAGUCCGCUCUUGGAGCAUAAUUUGAUUUAUUUAACGAUAAUCCAGAGGAGUGUCAAUUUAAUAAUUUUUUUAUUUAAUAUUUUAUAGCAGUCGGGAGGUGAUGCUUACUUUGUUUUUGCAGCCCUCUAAGUGGCACGGUCUUGUUUGCACCAAAAUCAGAUCAAACCUGAAGGCCUCAUGUGACGUUUCAGAGCGAGACAGGGUACUUCCCCUUACUGCAGUCCAUGUCAAUAAGACAUGAGAGGUAUUUGAAUAAUAUAAACUCAGCACUUUAUAGGAUAUUUCAUGUGUUUACAUUCGGGAAAUGGCAGCAGAAUGCAAUAGUAUGGUAUUAUUGACUGACAGUCUUUAUGGCAGCGGUUUGAUGCCUGCAGUGCCCGUGGUGUUGAUUAGUUAUGAUCUUAAUGUGUCAAAAAUGAAAAAAAAAAGUCUUAAACCACGUGAGCAUUUUUAAGUUCUGUUUUCUAUCACGCGUGUGGCAUGCCGAUGGGAGGGAGUGCACCCUGAUGAAGGUCAAUGUGAAAACCUUGUGAGCCACUCCAGUAUUUCGUCUGCAUGUAGUUUGAAAAGCAUGUAAAAAAAAAAAAAUAUAUCAGAAAAGCAAUAACCUCCUCACAUUCUUGUUUUUCUUGAAUUGAAUCUAUCACUUCUGUGUUAGUUUUCCAAGGACGCGGGCCUCUGGCGGCGCCGUCGGCAGAGACGUGGGCUUUGUUCGUGGCAUUAACGUGUACGAUUGUUUUAAUAUCGUCCCCCCCUCGGUGGAAACUCCUCAGUUUUGUCUUCGAUGUGCCUGAAUCGAUGAAGUGUUAAACUUUAUCCUGCUGCUGUGUUGAAAAAGAAAGUGACUUUUUAAAUCAUAGGCGACCCAGAUUUUUUUUUGUUGUUGUAUAUUUGUAAGAGCACAUUUUUAAACACUAUUUU
Molecule: messenger RNA, 5178 nt
Organism: Salarias fasciatus (jewelled blenny)
Lineage: Eukaryota; Metazoa; Chordata; Actinopteri; Blenniiformes; Blenniidae
Gene: ccdc30
Product: coiled-coil domain containing 30
Exons: 28
Coding region: 259-3981 (1240 amino acids)
Source: RefSeq, a predicted model, not a curated record